AUGAGGACUGAAUUACUGUCUGAAUGCGGACUGCUCAGCGACCGUCGAAAACCUCGCUUCGUUAUCACCUGCGAUGAGCUUCCUGCGUUCUGCAGAAGUCUGCGGUUUCUGGAUAAAGGCAUCCCAGGAAGUUUGGCCUCAAUACAGCUCAGGCUCAUCAUAGGUGAUGAGUUUGGUACUGAUGGGGCAAAGGUCGGAGAAGAUGAAGCUACAGAGAGUCCCGGACUUACUGCUGCUGCUAUUGAAAGAAGCUACGCUAGCAUGAAUAACACGAUCGCCACUACGAGUUCUCGAGUGCGCAGGCUACUUGAGCCAUUCCGUCGGCUGCACAGCAUGAAUAAUCUGCAGAUCAUAGGAUCGAUUCCCGAAAAAUACAAAGCCGAAGUGAUUGCCGACAUCAGCAAACCUCUGCCAAAGAACCAAGAGCCCUGUGACCAUGUGCUCACCUGCUUUAAGGAAGCUAUCAGCAAAAAUGACUGCGGAGACUUUGCCACAGGAGAUGUUGAAACGGAGAUCAUGGCGGGGCCGUACGCCAGAUGCACCAUCUGGAACGCAUACGAGCAUAUCGAAGUUACCGCCUGGACGAAGAUAGCUUGGGCCUGGCUGAAAACAGGCGACGUUCACACCGCUGACCGAUGGCUAUCGCGGAUAGUCCAGAAGUUCGUUUACAGGCAACGAGACAAUGGAAAUAUGCCUGCAGGAGAGCACGAUAUUGCCAUGGUCUUCCACUUGGCAUACCAAAUCCUGGAAGAGCGGGACCGUAUGGGGUCUGUCGGUGUCACCAUCUUCAGGACACCGUUAGGACGUUUAAAAAGAUGGCUGCGGCACGAGCCGGAGAAUAGCUUGCUCACGCAGGGAUUGGAGAAGAGAGAGCUGGAUUUGGCAAAGGAACAGGAUAUACACGAUUCGAUGAAUAUGGCCGAUCGCCUGGAUCCCGAGUCAGACAUUGAGAUUCUCAAAUGGGUGUGGAACCAAAGAGAGUAG
Molecule: messenger RNA, 984 nt
Organism: Letharia lupina
Lineage: Eukaryota; Fungi; Ascomycota; Lecanoromycetes; Lecanorales; Parmeliaceae
Exons: 3
Coding region: 1-984 (327 amino acids)
Source: RefSeq, a predicted model, not a curated record